This is a messenger RNA of Henningerozyma blattae CBS 6284, 1572 nucleotides long. It is a transcript of the gene AVT3, whose product is annotated as Avt3p. The record is from RefSeq and is a predicted model, not a curated record. Gene Ontology annotation, molecular function: amino acid transmembrane transporter activity. The transcript has a single exon. NCBI's taxonomy places the organism in Eukaryota, Fungi, Ascomycota, Saccharomycetes, Saccharomycetales, Saccharomycetaceae. Gene Ontology annotation, biological process: amino acid transmembrane transport. The coding region runs from base 1 to 1572 and encodes 523 amino acids.
AUGUCCUCUGUUAAACCAAGAAUACAACGUUCUCAUAGUAUCUCAGGAGUAUCUAUCGCUUCGUCAGCCAUAUCCACUCAUACUCAGGAUGACUUAGAGGAAACCACUCCCCUGAUGACUCAUCAAGAAAUACGGGCUCCCGGCGGGUUCCGUAGAUCUUUUAUCCUACAUAGAUAUUCGAUAGAUCACCAAGAUGUAUCGAAUCCAGAUAUUGAGUCACUAAGAAAUAGGUUGCCCCGUUUCAAAACGAACAAACAACAAUUUGAUGAAUAUUUGUUCCAAUUAUACGGUCAUUUCGCAGGUCAAGAUUUGUCAGAAUCCGAUAACGAAGAAGAACAAGAAUUAGAACCCACUCCACCUUCAUCCCAGCAUAACAAAUCUUCCACCACAAAGGCUAUUUUAUUGCUUUUAAAAUCAUUUAUCGGUACAGGUGUAUUAUUUCUACCAAAGGCCUUUAGCAACGGUGGAUACGUCUUUAGUCUCGUAUCUUUAAUCAUAUGUUCCCUUAUAUCAUACUACUGUUUUAUUCUUUUAUUAGAUACCAAAUCAAAAUUAAACGUAAAUGGGUAUGGUGAUUUGGGUUUGACUCUUUACGGUUCCAUCUUACAAAAAUCAAUCUUACUCUCCAUUGUACUAUCACAGCUAGGGUUUGCUGCUGCAUAUAACGUCUUUACAGCGACAAAUUUACACUCUCUCUCAACAAGUCUCAUCACAAAUCCUCCAGAUUUUAUAACAAUCCCAUUUUGUAUCCUUCUCCAAACUUUCCUAUUUAUACCUUUAUCUUUCACAAGAAAUAUUACAAAAUUAAGCAGUACAGCCCUUAUCGCAGAUCUCUUCAUCUUUAUCGGACUUAUCUAUUUGUACUACUAUCCAAUCAAAAUCAUCGCUACCAAAGGUCCAGAUUGGCAAACAAUGACUCCAUUUAAUACCAAAGAUUGGUCAUUAUUCAUAGGUACUGCAAUCUUUACUUACGAAGGCAUUGGUUUGCUUAUCCCUAUUCAAGAAUCUAUGAAAUCACCUCAUCAUUUCAAAAAAUCUUUGAUAUUGGUUCUUGUCAUAAUCACAUUGGUUUUCAUAACUAUCGGAUUAUUAGGUUAUUCCGCUUUCGGAUCUAAUGUAGAUACGGUCCUUUUACAAAACUUCCCUCAGGAUAACCCUUGUACUUCUUUAGUUCAACUCCUUUACUCUUUGGCAAUUUUAUUAUCUACUCCGUUACAAUUAUUCCCAGCCAUCAAGAUUUUAGAAAAUUGGAUCUUCUCUAAAGAUGCUUCAGGGAAAUAUAAUCAUUCUAUUAAAUGGGCCAAGAAUUAUUUCAGAUCCACUAUUGUCAUUUUAACUUCACUAAUAUCAUACCUAGGUGCCAACGAUUUAAACAAAUUUGUAGCACUCGUAGGUUCAUUUGCUUGUAUCCCCCUCAUAUACGUGUACCCACCUUUACUUCAUUACAAAGCUACUCAAUUGGAUAAUACUUUUACUUGGAAAACUUUAUUGGCAGAUUUUAGUCUAUUAACUUUUGGUAUUAUUACAAUGAUAUAUACGUCUUUACAAACAAUUAUCCUUUGGGGAGAAUAA